Messenger RNA from Cryptotermes secundus, 2799 nucleotides. RefSeq names its product tryptophan 2,3-dioxygenase (gene vermilion). The record is from RefSeq and is a predicted model, not a curated record. Gene Ontology annotation, molecular function: heme binding; metal ion binding; L-tryptophan 2,3-dioxygenase activity. The coding region runs from base 172 to 1392 and encodes 406 amino acids. The transcript has 9 exons. Lineage: Eukaryota; Metazoa; Arthropoda; Insecta; Blattodea; Kalotermitidae.
UCCACGCCGACGACCUCAUGUGAAUUUGAGUCGCGUACAUACGUACAGCAGGUUCAUUAUUACAUCAGGCGGUCAAGGAGACGGACGUCUGGCCAGAACUGGCCACUGACCAUAUUCUACAUCGAAGGUUUACGAAAACCGUGCCAGACAUGAGUUCCUGUAUUUUCAGUAAUGGUCCCGCUUCUCUGCAGGGUGAAUUCUUCCCAAGAUGAAGAGCAGCUUGACAAUCAAUCUGGGAUGCUUUAUGGAGAAUAUCUGCAAUUAGAUAAGAUUCUGAACUCUCAGCGCAUGCUCAGCGCCAGAACCAACCAUCCUGUUCAUGAUGAACAUCUCUUCAUCAUAACCCACCAAGCCUAUGAACUCUGGUUCAAGCAGAUAUUAUUCGAACUGGAUUCUGUUCGAGCCAAGUUCAAUAGCGAGGACCUGGUUCUAGACGAAUCGCAGUCACUGGAAAUUUUGAAACGCAUGAACCGUAUAGUUUUAAUUUUGAAGUUAUUGGUAGAUCAAGUGAUGAUCCUAGAAACAAUGACUCCCUUGGACUUCAUGGACUUUCGAAAUUAUUUGUCUCCAGCAUCUGGCUUCCAGAGCCUCCAGUUUCGAUUGUUAGAGAACAAAUUAGGUGUUAAACAGGAGCAUCGGGUAAAAUACAAUCAGAAGUAUUCAUGUGCCUUUGGAAAUGACCCUGAAGCAAUGAAAGCUAUUGAGAAAUCUGAAACUGAGGCUCCACUAGCCGACUUGAUAGAGAGAUGGUUGGAGCGCACUCCAGGCCUUGAAGCAGAUGGUUUCAACUUCUGGGGAAAAUACAAACAGGCUGUUGGAACACUGUUGGCUAAACAGCACAAAGCUGCAGAGUCUCAAGUAAAUGAAACUGUGCGCCAACAUCAAUUCAUGGAUUAUGAGAAACGUAAGGAAAUAUUUGACUCAAUCUUCGAUCCAACAAUUCAUGCAGCCCUGGUAUCAAGAGGAGAGAGACGAUUCUCUCACAGGGCAAUGCAAGGAGCUAUUAUGAUCACAUUUUAUCGAGAUGAACCCCGAUUUAACCAACCUCACCAAUUACUCAUGCUGCUUAUGGAUAUUGACUCCCUUAUAACAAAAUGGAGAUACAAUCAUGUGAUCAUGGUGCAACGUAUGAUUGGUUCAGCACAGUUGGGAACAGGUGGUUCUUCAGGUUACCAGUAUCUACGCUCCACACUCAGUGACCGUUACAAAGUGUUCUUGGAUUUGUUCAAUUUAUCAACAUUUCUGAUUCCACGUGGAUAUAUACCUCCUCUAACACGGCAUAUGAAGACCAAGCUGUCCAUGUCAAGAGAUCUGAUAGGAAGCUGGAAUGAUACUACAGGAAGUGAAGAAAUUGAUAUGGCUCUUGAGAGAUCUGUAGAGGCGUCUAUAUGACACAAUUUUAAUGUAUAGUUCAACAGAUGAGCAAUUUUGUUGAAGAUCAGUUCUACAGUGCUGGAUUCAACAUGGACUUGGUCUUUACACUUGAAUCAUUGUCGUAAAAUGUGUUCUUUAGGGUGUUUAGAGACUAAAGGAAGACUUCCCUCCAUUGGAGAACUGAAAAAAGUGCAUUUGCAUUAUCCAGUGGUGCUGAUAGGAUAGUAAUUAGUAGAAGAAAUUAAACCUACUGAUGGACCAAAAUCAUAAGUAUACUCACUGCUCAUCUUAAUCAAUUUUAUUAAAACUACCAGAUUACAAACUCUUUUUGUCCUGGUGUCAAAGUGUAGGUCUACACAAACUGCAGACCCAGUGCCUUAAUUUACACUGACAGCCUUGCUCAUGACUCAGAAUCAGAACAGUUAUUGUACUUACAAAUGUUUCUUGCUCACAAGUUCUGAAACCUUCAUAUAUGUACUGUAUAAUGUCUGAACAAUAUAAGAUUAGAAUUUAUGUCAGCAGGCACAGUGUUUAACCUUAAAACACAAAGAUCCUUUUUCAUUACUAAGCAAUCAGCACUUACAUAUCCUGAGUCAACCAAUGGGUUCCAUUUUAUAUGUUAAUAAUUAAACAAUUUUCACAACACUCAUUAGAGAACCUAUUAAAUGUAGUUUUUUGAAGCUCAGUAUGGUGGAAAAUCUGUGUAAAAUAUGAAAACUUGAGGGAAGUACAUUAAUUUUCCUUAGGAUAAUGUAAAACAACAUGGUGUGCACAUGAGAUAUUUUAAUGUGAUGAUGAAAAACGAAGCACUGUAACAUUAAGUGUGAACUUAGUAUGAUGACAUGUUAUAAGCACACCUUCUAGCAGUGGCAAUGGUAAAAGUUCUUCAGAAUUCUACUAACAAACAGCAACAGUAAGUGCUUGAAAUACCUGUGUUGUUUAGACAUAUGUUGGUGCUUAGAUUAUGUACUGUUGGUAGUACUGUAGGAAAGAUAAAGGAUGAAAUAGAAAAAAUAACUCAGAGGCAAUAAUGACACAGCAGAACAUGACAUUCAACAGUCAUAAACUAGUAAUGAACAAACACAGGGAAGGUAUAAAAAUGACAUUCACUUGAAAUGAAACAGGAUACAGUACUGGUAAUUUAAAUGUAGUUUUGUUUCUAUACUCAAAAAUUUUGUAACUCUCUUUUAACUAAACAUACAUUUUUUUGCUAAUACAGCUUAAUGUGCAACAGAAGAAUAUAAAAAUAUAUUCCAAAAUUUCACCCCUUUACUAAAACUCAUUACAAAUCAUUCCUCAUACUUCUUCCCUGUCCAAACGUAUCACAUCAGUAUCUGUCUCACAAUAUUUAUUAUUUUAUUAUUUACUAGUGAAAUUUCCCAGUCUUUGUCUUGGCGUUCUUAAAAUAAACUGUCCUGAAAUAAG